AAGUAAGAAGCAGCCCACUCCAAACAGACGCAUAUUUAAUCGUAUUGUAGCUAUCUGCUUGCUACUAUCAAAACAAGAAGAAAAAGCUUUGACAGCGACACGAAGCGAUGCUCUGUUUGAUUAGUAGAUUAUAUUUCAUUCAGAAGUGAGACUAAGCUCAUGUGGACACCGAGAAAUGUUAGUUUCUGGACACUCAGGCGGACGUUCGGCUGUAGUGUACUUAACCAGGUUUGAUUUUCAUCGAAGAGUAGGGAGAAGCGCAGCAUGUUUGCCGCCUGACAACUUGUGACUUGGGCUUUAAAAGUGCGAGUUUGCAGUAAUGGCCUCAUCGCUGGGUUGCUUCAACGGUCCGGAGGUGCUGGAGGACGUGAGCCACGCUCGGGGCUUGAUGCACGAGCUGAAACUGAUGUACGACUCUCGGUUGCUCGGCGACGUUACCAUCGGGGUUGAGUGUGACGACGAUGAGGAGGACGAAGAGGAGUUAUCGCUGGAGCACCGCGAGGGAGGAAGAGUUGACGUGGGUCAAGCGUUUCUGUGCAGCCGCAACGUCCUGGCCGCUGCCAGCCCGUACUUCAAGAGCAUGUUCACGGGCGGGCUGAACGAGAGCGCCCAGGAGAGGGUGCUCAUCCGCGGCGUGGACUCUGAAUCCAUGUCGGUCAUCAUCGAUUACUGCUACACGGGCAGGGUGACCAUCACGGAGAGCAACGUGCAGCGGCUGUACGCGGCGGCCAACAUGCUGCAGCUGGAGUACAUCCGGAAAGCCUGCUCCGGCUUCAUGACCAGGAGGCUGGAUCACUCCAACUGCGUGGGGAUGCUGAAGUUUGCGGACACCUACGACAAUCCGGAGUUAAAGGAGAACGCCCGAGCCUUCAUUGCCAGGAACUUCAAUCAGGUGUUUAACGGAGGGGAUCUGUGCGAGCUGAACUCGGAUCAGUUUAAGGAACUGUUGUCUCUCGAUACUUUGGACGUGGACUGUGAGAAGACGGUGUGCUCUGCAGCUAUCCAGUGGCUGGAGGUGAACGCACCUGUGGAUAAAGAGGACGCCCUGCAGGUGCUGAAGUGUGUGCGCUGGAGCUUGUUCAGCGAGAAGGACAAGUGUUACCUGGAGAGCCUCGCAGCCAGGCCUUUAAUCGAGACAUACCUGGCAUCCUUCUUUAGCAGGUCUGCAGAGGACGGCUGCGCCAUGUCUGCACCUCUGGACGCACUGAAACACAGAAUAGGCGUGAGCGCGAAGGAGAUGAUCCUCUUCUUUGGCCUGCCCAACGACAACAUCAUGUGCUGCGACCCUUACUCCGAGGACCUGUAUUUUAUGGCUCCGCCUUUGGAAGAUCUCAGCAGUCAAGAUUACAAACGCUCCACCAUGGAGUCGCUCAUCGUUUGCGCCACGCCGGACAACAACUUGUAUUUGGCUUCCCACCUUUCCAAACACUUCUGGCUGUACAAUCCCGUCCUCAACAGCUGGCAGGAGUUGGCGGAAAGGCUGCUGGGCAGAAUCCACUCAGGGAUGGGCUACCUGAACGGCCACGUGUACCUUCUGGGAGGAAGAAAUCCAGUCACAGACGUCAGAUUAAAGGAGGUAGAGUGCUACAGCAUCCAGAGGAACCAGUGGACGUUGGUGGCCCCGCUGCCUCACUCUUUGGGGAAAAUGCAAGUGGUGGCUCUGCAUGAUCACCUGUACGUGGUGAACAAAAGGAGAAUGCUCUGCUACGACCCCAAGAGAAACCGCUGGCGCCACUGUGGCUCGCUCAGAAGGGACAAGCUUCACAAGGCCUGUGUCUUCCAGGAGCAGAUCGUCUGCGUGUGCGACAUCCCCGUGGUCAAAGCCUACAGCCCUGCAAGAGGGGAGUGGAAGAGGCUGGGGGACAUCCCCAUCGACAGCCGAGCGCUCAACUACCAGGUGAUCCAGCACAGCGGCAGGCUGCUGCUCCUCACGCAGACGCUGCUUCAGCACAACAAGAACAGGGUCCUCAUCCACGAGUACGACCCCGCUCGGGACGCGUGGAAGAACAUCAUGGCGGUGUACGUGUCCACCCUGGGGCCCGUGUGCGUGUCGACGCGCGUGUACCCGGCGUGCCUCGGGUCCGCUCACAGCUUCUCCACGGAAGAGGACGACGACAGCGGCUCCAGCGCCGACUGGGACCUGGACGGUUUAACGGAUGCAGACUCCGAUUCCUGCAGCUCCAGUUCUUUCUCUGAUGAGAACUGGUAGGGAACCGAUGUUCCCCUGUCAAAAUAAGUGUUUAUUUAUAAUGGCUAUUUAUUUUUAUUGGGGAUUUUUGUUUGCCACUGGUGAUGUUUCAGUAUUAAAGUAGCCAUUUAACUUGAAGACAUAAGUUAAGGACUGGGAGAGGUUAUUUUUCUUUCUCUUUCACCCACUUACAGUAUUACAUCAUUUUGAGAUUAAGUAAAUACAACAAACAUCUCUGUGUAAUGACAGACCAACACACAAGGGCAUGAAUUGGAAGGGGAAAAAAAUCAUUGUUAAAUGUUUUUACAAAUAUUCUUAAAAGUGUGGCACACAUUUACAUCCUUUUCACUCACAGCACAGGGAUUGACACCUUUUUCUUGCCGUUACCUGAACACUACUUUUACCAUAUAUGUGUUCUUCCUGCUUUCACAGGGACAAAUCUUUUUUGUCCCUUAAGCUGUUAAUUUUUCAUACUUUUUCAUUAUAAGCUCACCUCAGUGGGAACAUCGGAUACCUACAUACACGUGAAUAACGUGGGAUGAAGAGUGGACUUUAAACAUUUGAAUUAGGGGUUUCGUCUCAUGCUUGGUGCUUAAACAUCUCUCAGAUGUAUUCAUGUCCCUGUUUGCAAAACACUAGACUUCAUUUGGCUCCGCCAAAGCUGUGGGAACUCUGGAACUAUUUUUUUUUUUUUCCUAUUUAUUAUUUUUAAACAUAUGGACAACUAUAGAGGGUAGUAUUUAAUUAUUUGUGCUCUGAGUUUGGUUCCAUAAUGACAUGUUUUUGAUCACAUUUGUGUUUAACUUGAACAUGUGCAUGCACGCCAGCUUCACAUUGGCGUAAAAUCAGAAUUUUGAGGUCUGGCAGCUUAAGUGCCUCUCAUUUAUGACUCCAAACUAAACUGGACGAAAAACAGGGCUUUUUCUAUGCAGAUGAUGUGAUUCUGCGCUCAGUAAGUGGUUGUGAAAUUUUUAGUUUGAAACCACAAAGUCAGUGUUUGCUGCAGUCUCAGGUUUGGGCUCAAAAGCCUUCUUGCCACGUUCGACUUUCUUUUUGUUGUGAUUACAAGUGGCUCAUUUUACGAUAUGUAUUCAAAACUAUGUGUUUUUUAUGUAGAAGGAUCAUUUAAUUUCUGCCUUCCAAAAUGAAAUGACAUGUAUUAUUGUUUUGGUUUAUUAGCAGUAUUUGGUCCAAAAUGCUGAGAGAUGGUAGGCAUUAAACGGCUUUUGGGAGCAUAAAAUUUGCGAAAUGCAAGACCAGCGAACUGCUGCUGCUUAAACAAUCAUGAUGUGGAGAUGAAUCAGAAUUUCUGUCAGCAUACAACAAUGCAACAGUAGUAACAGUGGGUUUUAUUUUACCCAAAGGGUCCAUAGCGAUGAGUGUCAGCUUGAUUCUACAUUUUACUUUUACAUUUACUUUUCACAGAUUAGGAGGUGAUUUUAUUGUAUAUGUGAAAAAUAAACUGGUGUCCAUUGUAUCUAGAAAAUGUCA
Messenger RNA from Xiphophorus couchianus (Monterrey platyfish), 3679 nucleotides. It is a transcript of the gene kbtbd7, whose product is annotated as kelch repeat and BTB (POZ) domain containing 7. The transcript has a single exon. Gene Ontology annotation, molecular function: protein binding. The record is from RefSeq and is a predicted model, not a curated record. The coding region runs from base 320 to 2209 and encodes 629 amino acids. Lineage: Eukaryota; Metazoa; Chordata; Actinopteri; Cyprinodontiformes; Poeciliidae.